Messenger RNA from Alexandromys fortis (reed vole), 4725 nucleotides. RefSeq names its product HUS1 checkpoint clamp component (gene Hus1). Gene Ontology annotation, biological process: mitotic intra-S DNA damage checkpoint signaling; meiotic DNA integrity checkpoint signaling; mitotic DNA replication checkpoint signaling. The transcript has 8 exons. Gene Ontology annotation, cellular component: checkpoint clamp complex; site of double-strand break; nucleolus. Bases 177 to 959 code for a protein of 260 amino acids. NCBI's taxonomy places the organism in Eukaryota, Metazoa, Chordata, Mammalia, Rodentia, Cricetidae. The record is from RefSeq and is a predicted model, not a curated record.
GAACGCACGGAGAGGGACUUUCGAGCGCCUCGGGCCGAAGCCGCUGCUGGCCGAGAAACCGCCAUGAAGUUUCGCGCCAAGAUCGUGGACCUGGCUUGUCUGAAUCACUUCACACGUGAGCUGGCAGGGCUGCGGGGAGCGAGCGGAGAGUGCGGCUGCAGCCCUGAGUCAGUAACAUGAUAGCCAAACUUGCCAAAACCUUUACCCUCCGCAUCAGCCCGGAGAAGCUGAAUUUCAUCCUUUCGGACAAGCUGGCCAGUGGUGGGGUGAGCAUGUGGUGUGAGCUGGAACAGGAGAACAUUUUUAGUGAAUUUCAGAUGGAAGGAGUCUCUGCAGAAAACAAUGAGAUUUAUUUAGAAUUAACGUCAGAAAACUUAUCUAGAGCCUUGAAGACUGCCCAGAACGCCAGAGCCUUGAAAAUCAAGCUGACUAACAAACACUUUCCCUGUCUUACGGUGUCUGUAGAGCUGCAGUUGUCCUCAUCCAGCAGUAGUAGAAUUGUGACCCAUGAUAUCCCCAUAAAGGUGAUUCCUAGAAGAUUGUGGAAAGACUUACAAGAACCCUCUGUCCCAGACUCGGAUGUCAGUAUUUAUCUACCAGCCUUGAAGACAAUGAAGAGUGUUGUGGAGAAAAUGAAAAAUAUCAGCAAUCAUCUGGUUAUUGAAGCAAACCUAAAUGGAGAUCUGAACCUAAAGAUAGAAACUGAGUUGGUAUGUGUGACAACUCACUUUAAGGAUCUUGGAAACCCUAUAUUACCCUCUGAGAGCGUCUCUCAAAACAGACACCCAGAAGACAUGGUCGAGGUGCACAUCGACAUAAGGAAACUCCUCCAGUUCCUUGCAGGACAGCAAGUGACUCCCACUAAGGCUGUGUGUAAUAUUGUGAGUAACAGGAUUGUUCAUUUCGAUUUGCUUCUGGAUGACAUCUCCCUUCAGUAUUUCAUCCCAGCCUUGUCCUAGCACCAUCUCAGCAGACUUCGGAGCACAGAGACCUCUGUCGUGAUGAGAGAAGCCCUGGAUGGUGUGCAGGGCAGCUGCCCGUCCUCAGUCCUCACAACACCACAGGCUUGCACUCUGCUCUUUCUCUCCAUGCUGGCAUAGGUACAAGUGGAAUUAAUGAAGCAGAGUUAGAUAAUCAUUCCUUCAUAUUUCUCAAGACCAGCACUUGUCCCCUUAUCCCAUGGAUCUAAGACAUGAAGAAGAAAAGACGGAAUUUUUUUUAAGGGUCUUUUGUUGUUUUGUUUUCCUUUGGUGUUAGAGAUGAGAUCAGGGCCUUCUCUGUGCUAAGCAUGUGCUCUGCCACUGAGUUGCUCCCUAGCCCAUCUAAAGUGUGAGUAGUAGUUUGUCACUGAUGUUUCAAGCUCAUCGUGUGUAUAGCAUUGGUGUUGCAGUCAGAAUUCACAGCAAUACUACUCAGCUAGUUCCCAGCUUCGUCCCUGAAAUGCUGCAGUUGUCUGCUUUCAGAAUUUCAGCAUGCUCAUCUCUCCCAACCGCCAUGUCUGAGAGCUCAGUGCAAACCAUGCAACCCCUCUGUCCCUGGCAGCAUGCCUGGUUUCUCACCAAUACAGCUACAACAUGUGGAACCUUGCCCAACUUACUGAAGGUUCAAGUUCACUUCCUUCUCACUGCCUGAAGAACCUCUCAGCCUGGGGAACCUGCAGAAUUUCACAGCCUGGGGAACCUGUAGAGCCUCACAGCCUGAGGAACUUGCAGAACCUCUCCUCUCAACCUGGGGAACCUGCCGCUAGGGAGCCUGAGAUCCUGAAAACUAGCAACCAGUUUCCAUCUUGAACUUCUCCUUCUGUAUACUUUUCUCUUGAGCCCACUUUGAUUUUAAGUUAUAACUUAUUUUACUUUUUUGUAGUGCUCAGGAUCAAAUCCAGGAAUGGAAACAUGUUAGACAGACAAGCCCUCUAUGCCAGACUAUAUCCCUAGUCAUCUAAAUCAUAAUUUUGUAUAAUUCUUCCACAGUUUCAGAGUCACCUUUCUCUUAAGCACAUUGUGUUUUUGCAUAAAGCAGCUGAAGCUUGGCCAUCAUAGGCAAGGCUGUGUUCUGCUCCUGUUUUGGAGCUGCCUCACCCUGGAAGUUGUACUUCCUCCCAAAACACCCUAGCAGGCUUCCUGAUUUAACUAGGUGUCAGGUGUCCCAUGAAGUGGUAUCAGAAACUGUUUCCAUGUCAGAGUUAAGAUCUAAGUUGCUAGGAUAAGAUUUUAAAAAGGCGUGUGGGGUAUUUAGGGAAAGUAUUGUUUCUUAAGCGCUGCUAGGAUAAUAUAUUUGCUGCUGUUUCAGUUUUUAUUAGACAGGUUCUCGUGUAGUUUAAGGUGGCCUUAGAUGAGCUGGAGCUAAUAUUGGCCUUGAACUGCUGAGCCUCCUACUCCCCAGGUGUUUAGAUGACAGAUAUGCGCCGCCAUGUCUCUAGCUCUACUGAUAUUUAAUAAGAUAGAUUUAGUUAAACUAACAUUUUAAAAUUAGGGAUUUUUUUACAUUGUUAAAGCAUUUCUUCGGUUCAUAAUGAGAGGCAGUCCAGGUGCCAUGAUAUAGCCUCAAAAUCAUGAUGCAAAUGAAUGUUCAGGAAGUUCCCUAUGAAGCUUCUUUUUCUGUCCAAGUGUCAGUGCUCACUUGUCUCUGAGGUCCCCACUGUGCCACAUGCUGUUGGUGAUGACUUUGCUUAGUAACUUAACAUGGGCGAGAAGAAGCCCUCACUGGCAGUCAGGGGGCUGUGGUCUUUCUGGUUCUUGUCACAACUUUCUGCAUAGUGUUCAUAGCUGUAUCUCACAGAUCUGAAGUCAAAGCAGGGAGCUCAGAGCGGGGUUAUGGGAAUUUGGAGCUACUUUGUGGAACCUCGUCCUGAGGUGAGAGCAGAGUUUUGCUAUGUAUAGAAGGAGCAUGGUGUCUGAGACUUGGAGGCAUUUCCCCUUACUCUGAUUGCCUAAGAAUGCUUUCCUGAAUGUUAGAACCAGUGAGGUACCCCCUGACCUUGCCUGCCAGAGCUCAGAACCCACAUCCCUGGUAACCAUGCCUUGAACUGAGAUUUAAGACCAGCCUAACAACAUGUCAAAAAUGCAGAAUUCUUAAUGUAGCCAUUUUUGCCAAUGUCCAAGCAGCCUUUUUAAUCCUGUGGGCAUCCCCUGGUCCAGCAAGGACCUUCCUACCCAUCAGGUCUCCAGACUGAGUGUGUCCUGCCCUGCAUCCUGCUACAAAGAAGCCUGCUCUUGGAAGCCUGAAAGGCGGUUCAACAUUAGUUUUGACUUGAGGCAGGAAUACUGGUUCUUCUACCAGAUGCAGUGGCCGAUGACAUAUCGGUAAAUGUCACCCAGUUGGUCAAGUGUCUGUUGUUUUUAAGAGACAAAAUUCUGUACUUUUUUAUUUUAAAGACAUUGGGAUAUCAAAGUGCACAGCCUAGAGGUUCUUUCUUGAUGGUUCAGUCACGUAGUCACCCCACCUUUCACUCUGUGCUUUCCUCCUGGACUACUUAUUCUUUCCUCUCUGUUUCCAUUCUUAGUGGUUCUGGACAGCUUUCUAAACUCCUCCCCAGGUGCCCAGGCCUCUGGUAAUGACCAUCCUUUACUUUUGCUGUGAGGGCCCAAUGUGAGGUUCUUGACUCUUGUGGUUCUGUAUCAGUGUUUGUAUAUUGAGUACAUGCAUACCUUAGCCUUCACAGCAUGGCUUUGCCCAUGGCCAUCUUUGUAUAGUGAGUCUGUCUAGAAAUUCUGUAUGGCCUGCACGCGCUGCAACCAUUGCAAAGCUUGAUGGCAUUGCCAUUUCCACGAGGGUGGACUUCUGCAUUCAGACUUUGAUGGCAGUGAGGCUCAUCCCCCCCCCCUUUUUUUUCCCUUUUAAUGGCCCUGAGUAGUCUAGCUCUGCUCUGCUCACAUUGUCCCAUGUGAAGAUACCAGACCCAAGCAAGUCUCUUACAAAGUCUCAGAAUGUGGGGGAGCAAAAUGUCCAGCUCCCACCUAUUUUUUCCACUGUAGAAUCAAAUACAGGGACUUUCUCCAUGUGUGGUCCUGUGACCUUGGUAGAGCAGUCUUAGAGUUACCCUGUCUUUCUGCUCAUGGUUUUGCAUUUCUCUGUGGCCCAGUGGGUACCACAACUUCACUUUGGCAUUCAGGGGAUUCAGGGUGAUGACCUUGCUCUAGUUGGAUUAUGUGACAACAUGGAGAAGUCCUAGAUUUCUGCUCCGCCAUUUUACUAAUCCCACACUCCAACUCUGUGCUUCUGUGUGGAUUCUGAUGGGGAAUCUCAAAGGGAGCCUGGGCUUGUGGGUUUUCUCUAAGCAGUGUUCAACUAGGAGGUGAUAAAUUAGGGUCACUUGCACAUUAGGGAGUGUGCAUGCAGUUUGCAGUGGGAAAACUUGAAAGUGCUCCCUUUGAUUAAUACUUAUGCUCGUAAGACUUCUUACACAGGUUAUAGUCAAAGCUGAGCACUGUUCUAAAUUAAGGAUUUCUUAACGUGAAUGACUGGGGAAUUGGCAGGUGAUCUCAUCUGUGUGAUGCAAUGUCAUUUCCUAAUGCUGCAGGACAAAGCACUACAUGUAUGGUAGCAAAGCCAGUGGGAUGUUGGUGUUCAGUAGGGCAGAGAAGGCCAGGGAGUGGACAUCUAAACCCGCUAGCUCUGGGCGGUUUUUAUUUCAGUGUUUUUAUAUGUGUAUGUUUUCUGGCAAUUUUGUAACCAACUUUGUAAUGAAAAUAUUUUUAUAGACUUAAAUAAAUAUUUAUUAUUUGA